AUGAUACUAAAAAACAAGAUUGUUUAUUGUUUUGUUGCCUGUCUUUUUAUAGUUAGUCAUAGUAAUGCCUUAGAUCUUGACAUUUUUAUUACUUAUAUUAAUAAUAUUGAUACAAUAGCAUUAUUUACACCAUCUUUUGUUAAUGCAAGUAUUGGAGAUAAUAUAAUAUUUCAAAAAAACCCAUACUCUACCGGAAAUUUUCAAAUUAUAGAAGGUGAUGUGAAAGGGUCUUGUGUAAAAUCUACAAAAUCUGAUGCAUUUACUGCAGAAUUAUCAGAUGCCAACCCAACAGCUACAUUACCACUGGCAAAGUCUGAUUUUCUUUCAAAUACAACACAAACAAAUGCUGAUAAAGACAAUGGUGGAGGCUCUUCCGACAACUUUGCACAUGGUGAAAUAAUUCGUAUAGUCGCAGGACUUUUUGCUGUUACUGCAACUUUGUUGUCAACGAUGUCUAUUUGGUCGCAUUUAAAAAACUAUAGAAAACCAGCAUUACAACGAUAUGUGGUGCGAAUUAUAAUAAUGGUACCUAUUUAUGCUAUAUCAUCAUGGAUUAGUUUAACAUCAACGAAUGCGGCAUUCUACGUUGAUGCUAUAAGAGAUAUUUACGAGGCAUUUGUAAUAUAUUGUUUUUUUAAUCUUCUUGUUAAUUGUCUGGGAGGUGAAAGAUCAUUAUUAAUAUUACUACAUGGUCGACCACCAACUCCACAUCUAUUUCCAGUUAAUUUUUUCCUAAGAGACAUAGAUAUUGGUGAUCCAUACGCAUUUUUAUUUAUUAAAAGAGGAAUACUCCAAUAUGUUUAUGUGAAACCAAUUUUGUCAUUACUUACAAUGCUUCUAAAAUGGGCAAAUACUUAUCAAGAUGGUCAUAUAGCUACAACUGACUCAGCCGAGGGUAUUUCUGUAUCAAUUCAAGAUUUUUUAAUAACGUUUGAAAUGGUUAUGGGAUCAAUAGCGCAUUGGUAUGCAUUUUCAUUCAAAGAUUAUAUUGAUCCUAACUAUAGAUCAGGUCGUAUGCCAAUCAGAUAUGCAUUUAAAGAUUGUAUGGGAUUCAAAGAUGUUCUUGAAGACACAUUAGAAACAAUCAGAGGCUCGAGAUUCAAUUAUAGAACAUUUGAACCAGCAGAAGGCAUGGCAUAUAUAGGCCCUAGUCGGACAGCAAGAAUUAUGGCCGGAUUAAGAUUUACGGGUGGUGGGUCAGGAAAAUAUUGGUUGCCUGGACCUAAUAACUCACGUUCAUCAUUAUCUUCAGAAAGAGCGGACGACGAUGAUAAAAAUAGUUUAAAUUUUCCAGAUCCAACGCCAGACGAUGAAGUUGAAACAAUGUAUGAUUAUAGUAGAAGGUUGGGUAGAUUUGGUGAUUACAAUUUUCCAAAUAAGAAAGGUAAAGCAAGAGCAAAAGAUAUUUUCAAUAACAACGAUGAUGAUAAUGAAGAAUAUGAUUUCUUUGAAGAUGAUGAGCUUAUAAAUAAUCGUAUUAGAAAUGGGUCUUCAAGUAAAAAUCGACAAUUAAGUGAUCCGAAUGUUUCACCUUUUAGAAUAGGAUGCAUUGAUUUGGUAAGAGAAAUACCUAAUAGUGAUGGCAAAAGAUUUGAAAGAUUUAUAGAUCGAAUCGAAUCAUCGUCAUCAUCAAAAUCAUUUAAUAAAAUUAAUGAUGAAGGGUCAUUAAUUACCACUGAUGAUUUCAUACCAUUACUUGCAUAUGUGAUUGUUAAUAGUAGAUUAAAUCAUUUGGCAAGCGUUUUAUUCUACAUGAGGACUUUUCGUUUAUCAAAAAUUGAGAGAUCGGAAUUAAGCUUUGCUUUGACUACAUUACAAGCCUCGACAGAAUUUAUUAAAUCAGACCCAUUGUCAAUUCACGAUGCUAUAUCCACCACAUCAUCAAUCUCAUCAAUCUCAUCUUCCCAUUCAUCAUUUAAAUUUCCAUCACCGUUAAUCAAUUCAUCUAAUCGUAUACGCAGUCGUGCAACUUCAAUAUCCACACCUUCUUCGCCAAUAAUCUCGUCACAAUUAAAUAAUCCGAAUAUUAACAAUAACGUAUCAACCAAUCAUUCCUCAAAUUAUUCCGUUACAACUCCUACUACAUCGUCACAAUCAUCAUCAAACAAUAGACGUGAUAAAUCACCUGCAAGGUCAUUUACUUCAACUACCAGUUCAAGAACAAGUCCUUCAGCGAUUGUUAAUAGUAAUAGAAAUCGUAAUUCACACAGCGAUGAAAUCAAUUCCUCUUCAUCAUCAUUCACCUCAACCACUUCAAGUGGAAAGUUGUCUUUUGAUAAUUAUUAUUACAAUUCAAAUAAUAAUAGCCCAUUUUGUGUGCCUACUAUAGAAGAUAACCAUCAUGAUGUUCAUCAACCACCGCAACCAUCAGUAAGAAGAAGAAGAUCUUCAAUUGCACCUGGUGGUCUAGUUAUAAAACCACAAAUUUUAUUAGUUCCUUCGCGUAGCCCUCAACCACCCUCUUUAUUACCACCCAGCCCUUCAUUAUCCUCAAAAGCUUUACCAACAAUAUCUGAUACAUCAAAUAAUAAUGAUGAUGACGGUGACGUUGCUGCACCAUUGCCAUUAAUCAGAUCAUCACAAUCAAGGUCUAAUUCUUUACAAAAAAUAAUUACAAUUACACCACGCACAUCAUCUCAUGCUAAUGGUGGUGGUUCCAAUAGCAACAAUUAUAUUAGUUUUUCGAAACCAAUACUCGAAGUUACAACACCAAAACCUGAAAUUUUGGGCGAUUUUCUUUCUGGCUUACAAAAUAUUGACGAAAUAAUUACAAUUACACCACGCACAUCAUCUCAUGCUAAUGGUGGUGGUUCCAAUAGCAACAAUUAUAUUAGUUUUUCGAAACCAAUACUCGAAGUUACAACACCAAAACCUGAAAUUUUGGGCGAUUUUCUUUCUGGCUUACAAAAUAUUGACGGUGAUGUUGUUGCGGGUGUGGGUAAUGUUGUUUCUGGUGAUCGUAAUGGUGGAUUCAAA
This is a messenger RNA of Entrophospora sp. SA101, 2976 nucleotides long. NCBI's taxonomy places the organism in Eukaryota, Fungi, Glomeromycota, Glomeromycetes, Entrophosporales, Entrophosporaceae. The record is from the annotation of a GenBank genome assembly.